UGGGAAGAAGGUGGCUUAGAUUGAUAUCACAGCAUUCAGACAGGGAAUAAAACAACAAAAGAACCACAUGUAACCAUCAGCCCUUGAACCAGACUCAGAGUUAAUCACCUUUAGCAAAGCAAUAUAACUCGUUGAUCCUAACUUGGGCAUAAUUGAGCCAAAGACGGUUAAUGCAGACCUCUCGUCACCCAAUCCUAAUGCAAGAGUCUUACAACAACAAAUGAAAUAAAAACAGAACGACAAUCUUACCGUGAAAAUAAAAGCGCACAACAACAAAAAAAUAAAAACCAAAGUUUAUUUGCUUUCUUAAACAGGAAUACCACUUGCACGUCCGGCGGGUCUAGAAGACUUGACCCGCCGCCUCUCCGUUUUUUGUUUUGUCCAGAGCCAUGCUUCCACCUGAUGGGUCCCCGUUUUUUGGAAAAGAUAUCUCCACAUCCAUCCCUUCCAGUGAUUCUCCUGUGGGUGUUGUUCCAAUAGCUUUACGUUUUUUAGUUCCAGUAAGAGAAGAGACCUCUGCUGCCUGUUCAUCUUCGUUCACAGAGGCUACUGCCUCCAACUUUUCAGGCUUUCAAAACAAAAAAUUCCCCUCUCCAUCAACAAGCCAUUUACUUCCCUUGCUCAUAUUGCCUCUCCGAUUUCCGGCUCGGAGCCAAGUCCCAAAUGCUUUCUCCUUCCCUUCGUUAGCAAACUCGAAUCUCCUGGGGCACAUACGAUCUACAUGAUUCAUAAGACCACAUAUAAAACAGAAGUGAGGCAACCUCUCGUAUUUCAGAUCAACCCAGAAAGGUUCUCCUCUUCGUUUUAGUUUAACCCGACGUUUAAGCGGAUUCCCAUAUUUUAACUUAAUAAAUAAACAUAAUAAUACGGAGCAUUUCCCUAGCGGAUUAGGUACGUGCUCAAUAGAGAGCACGCUAAGGGCUCUUUAAAAUUCUCAGUAAAGCUAAUGCAAGAUUUUUUUCCCAAAAAGUUUGAAUCCCC
Messenger RNA from Cuscuta epithymum, 981 nucleotides. NCBI's taxonomy places the organism in Eukaryota, Viridiplantae, Streptophyta, Magnoliopsida, Solanales, Convolvulaceae. The record is from the annotation of a GenBank genome assembly.